CUGAACUCCGGAGGGUGUGAUGGAUUUUUCUGGUGCCUUGCAGUAAGAGUCUCCCUGUAGUUUACAAUCUCUUUGCUGUUCGCUUUUGUAGAGCUCUGCAGUGCAGCUUGUUAUAGGGUUUAACAAGCUAGGACAAAAGCACAAAAUGGAAAACACAGAGGAAGCAAUAGCUUUUUGUAGGAGCUUCCAGGAGAACCCUGAACCAGGAUAUCAGAAAGGAAGACUUUGGGUAAGAAGAAGAGAAGCAGCUGCAGCAGCGCCAGCCUUCUCUCCUCCUGUAACUGGCACAGAACUGAAACCCAUCUAUGAGCCUGAAGCGGACGAAGGCCUGGGAAGCGAGCAUGCGAUUCUGUCUGAGUCUGACGAAGAAAUACCGCUGUACAUUCAGACUCUUUACAGCUUUUUAGGAAAAGAAACAGCUGAAGAUUUUCUUCAUCCAACUAUUGAGGAGAAAACUGUUUCACCGAGAGCCAAAUGGGUGUUAAAUAAAACAAAAGGUUUUGUGGACUGUGAAGACAUCUGGAAAAUUCUGAGAGACAAUUCCAAAUCCAAAGACACACAACUGGACUCCACAAUUCCUCAGGCACUAAAGAUGUCCAGGUGUGAAAAUCUACCCACCACUAAGUAUCAGAGGUUUCGAAGCUGUCUAGCAUUAAUGCAAAGAGCAUCAGAUUCAAACCAAGAUAAAACUUCAUUGAUUAUUGCCAGUAAUCCACUUCUGGGCCUUAAUGACUUGGAAGGGACGGGUGGUCCAAUGAAAUAUCUUACUCCAGGUUCCUUGAACAAGACUGAAGAGCCUUUUCACAAACCUCAUGGGUUACCACCCAUUAACCACCACAAAAUACAGCUCUCCAGGACAGCGAGAAACUCUACCAUUCUGAAGGAGCAGGGAUUGAGUAAUGCGCAUAGCAAACAGACAAACAGGUUUCUAUCAGGGGAACGAUUACAUGCUUGUAGUGAUAGAUGGUUUUCAGAUCACUAUGCGGUGAAGAGAAUCAGUCUACCACCAAAGCUAUUGGAUAACAAGAAGCCUGGACAAAGUUCCUCUUCAAAGGAAACCCCUAAAGGUCAAGAAAAAGAACCUUCUUCCAUAUCCAGUGAGGAAAAACCUGGCUGCACCAGCAUAAACUGGGAGCCUCUAACCAUGUCUGCUGUCAUAGAGACCUCACCCACAGUAGCUGCACCAGGACAAGGCGCCUUUAAAUGUGGAAAUGUGCCUCAAUGGACUGUGGAUCUUCCCUAGCUCUCGUUUUAAUAUGUGACUCUCUUUAUUGCUGCCCAAAUAUUAAAACUCUAUGGAAUUUCACAUUUGUUUUUUGCUUGCCUUUGUAUUGUUUUUAUAAACUUUGUUAGGGAACGGAGUGCAGACGUCUACUUUAUUUUUACACUUCAGAAUCUUUUCAGCAAAGCAUGCCAGUUCGUUAUAUGCUAACUUGAUCUCACAUUUAAUUAUUGUCCAAAAACUUGGUUUGCAGAACCAUUUUAACAGAAGAAAUAGUGGGCCCUAUUCACAAUACUUUAACACCUUUUAAUUGAAAAUGGCUCUUUAACCCUACUGAAAUUCAUAUCGUUUUCAAAUAUUUUUUUCUCUAAAUGUAUAGUAUGUUUAUAAAAUGAAAAAUUAAAUUAAUGUCAACAGGAGUACAAGUAAUUUUAAUUUGAAAGUAAGUAAAUUAUAGGGGAACUUUGAAGUCUUUUUUGUUGAACGAAUAACGUUAUGCAAGAGACGUUUUGGUGUUUUUAGUAGGCAUUUUUCACAUGUAAUGUUUUUAAUCUGCACAAUCUGAAAUACUACUGUAUGUGUUGUUCAUAAGGUAAUAAAAGUGCAAUUGCCUUGAA
Polyodon spathula (Mississippi paddlefish) is the source of this 1839-nucleotide messenger RNA. Its product is annotated as testis-specific gene 13 protein-like. Lineage: Eukaryota; Metazoa; Chordata; Actinopteri; Acipenseriformes; Polyodontidae. The transcript has 9 exons. The coding region runs from base 146 to 1243 and encodes 365 amino acids. The record is from RefSeq and is a predicted model, not a curated record.